AUCUCCCUCGCGACUCCCAUCUCCACAUCCGCCGUGCACCUCCUCCUCUGCCUCCCUUUUUCUUCACACAGCGCGGCAUCCUUUGCGCGCCUCCGACUCAGCGCGCUCUCUUGCGCGAGCCGCCGUGCUGCGCUCUCGGCUGCGCCGCCCUUGCGCUGCGAGAGAGCGGCGAGAUAGCGCAGCUCGCGCUCCGCUCGUGCCUCGUCGCCGCACCGCAGCAGGCGCCGCAUCCGCCGCCUGUGUGUGCCGCGCCUGGAGCAGCUCGCGCUCUGCCUGCCCUAUCGCAUACGCUGCCGCUCUUAGCUGCCUGGCCCAGCCAUGCCCUCGCCUGGCUCCGCCGGCGCGGGGCCAGCAGACAGUGCGCGCGGCAGUCCACGCGGGCGGGAGGCCACCAUCACAGCGGCAUCUGGAGCCGCAGCAGCAGCAGAGGGCCUGGCGUCGCAGCCACACUCGCCGCGCUCCCUCUCAGCCGCCAGCUCCGCCACCGUCACGCCGCGCAUCGCCGCGGGCGCGCGCAUGGGCGCGCCGGAGGGGCAUGAUGAAGCAGCGCAGGGCGGUGCCUCGUCCGCUGCCACGCGGCCGCGCCCACAGGUCGCUACCGAUCCCGUCACGCUGGGCCGCGGUCUGCCGCCCCGCGCCGCCGCCGGCUCAGGCUCCGGCUCGCCCACGUCGCUCGACACGCAGCGCGGCGGCGCGGCGGGCGCCCUGGCCUCGACGCCGCGCGUGGCGUCCAAGACGGGCGCCUUCUUCGAGCGCAACAGCGCCGGCGGCAGCUCGUCGUCGCCCAUCGUCAUGCCUGCGUCGAGCAGCAGCAGCAGUGGGCAUGGCCACGCGCGCCAGUCGUCCGGCAGCUCCUCCUACGGCCGUUCGCCGGUGCACGUAGGCCUCGGGCAUUCCAGCUCGACGCUCUCCAUCGGCUCGAUUGACUCUUCCUACGUCGGCGCCGGCUACCCGGAGCCGCGCCGCAGCGUCGAGGUGUCGCGGCAAGGCUCCAUAGGUCGGACGUCCGGCUAUGCUCGCUGGGCAGGCGGCUUUGGCUCCUCCUUGGCGCCGUGCGCGACGGGAGAUCUCUCCUCUGCGUCGUCUACGCGCAGCCGGAGAAACUGGGAUGAGUUCGAAGGCCUGCCGAUCACGCCCUUGCCGAGUCCCUACACCGGGCGCGAAGGCGGCCUUGGGCCAUUCGACGAGUCUUUUGCACAAGAGACAAAGUACCUCCUUCCCUCGCAGCAGCUCGCGGCGCGCGCUCGCGCCAGCAGUGGUGCGUCUACGAACUCGCUCAACCAACCACCCGCUGCCACCAAGGAUGGCGAGCCGCAGAGCGCCAGCAAGACGAGUGCCUUCUUCGACAGCAAUCCUCGUUCGCCCGUGCCGGCCAGUGCAUCGCGCUCGUCGAGCGGCGCCUUCUUCUUCGGCGCCUCCAACCCCACGCCCGCACCUGCGCCAGCGCCAGCUCCGGCACCUGCGCCUGCUGCGGCAGGGCAUGCGCGCCAGAGCAGCGGCAGCUGGCUCGCGUCCAGCACGGGCAAUGCAGGCACAGGCGGCUGGUGGUCUCGCCGCACUCCUGCAGCGGACGGCAGCGGCAAGACUCCAAGCCCGGCCCCUGCGCCUGCUCCGCCGCCCGCACGCAAUGGCCUGCCCAGUAGCAGCACCGGGUCGGUGCGCGAGGCACUCGACGCCGCUUCUUCCCUCGCUUCUACUCCUGCGCCCGCGCCAUCCGCAGGCCGCUCGACGCGCAACUUCUUCUUUGGCUCGUCGCCCGCACCCGCGCCUGCACCUUCGGCCUCGGCGUCGGCGUCGCGCGCAAGCAGUCGGACGCGCGAGUUGUCGGUGGAACAGGUGCAAGCGCUCAGCUCUUUGCCCUCGGCUGGCGCAGAUGGCGCAUCGUUGGCGCUUCCGCUUCCCCGCAGCGACGAUGGGGAUAGACCGAGACUCGUCGUCCCGACGCCCACGCCGGCGCCGGCGCCGGCGCGACAACGCACUGCGACGGAGAGCACGGCGGGCACGACGAGCAGCAGCACGCCCAGUACCUCCGACAGUUUCCUUCUGCCUUCUUCGCCGCCGACGCGGCGCGGCACAGCCGGUGCAGGCGCGUCUCGACAUGCGCAAGGCCCCUCGGAGAACGCCAGUGGCUCUUCCUUCUUACCUGCUGCCGUCUCGACGCGCGAACGCGAGCUGCAGCAGGAAGCCGAGGCGGAGCGGAUAGCGAGCUCGGCGCGCAGAGACUCCAACGCCGUCGUCUUUGCGCCCUCUGUGCGCGCCGAGGCGGAGCGCGAGGAAGAGGAGGAUCUGGCGCGCGGCGUGGUCGGCGCGUAUGCGAUUGAACGCACGCUGGGCGUCGGCGCGUUCAGCAAGGUGGUGCUGGCCAGGCGCAGGAGGAAUGAAGGCGGACAGGAAGAGGAGGUGGCGCUCAAGAUGCUCGAGAGAGAGCCGUGUGCGACGAAUGAACGCAUGCGAGUCAGCUGGGUGCGCGAAGUCGAGGUGCUCAAGCACAUUUCGCAUCCGAACAUCGUCCGCUUUCUCGCCUCCUUCUCCACGGCAAAGCACCACAACCUCGUCCUCGAGCGCGUCGGCGGCGGCGAGCUCUUCGACCUGCUGGCACGCCACCACACGCGCCAGCUGGCCGAGCGCGAAUGGCUUGUGCGCCGCUUGUUCGCUGAGCUGGCCGGCGCGGUGGGAUGGAUGCAUAACAUCAAUCUGGUGCAUCGAGACAUCAAGCUGGAGAACAUCAUCCUCACGCGCGACCUCUUCGCGAACGCCUCUCCACUGCGGCCCUCCAUGCUGGGCGCGUCACCGCUGCUGAAGAUCUCCGACUUUGGUCUUUCGCGCUUCAUCGACCCCUCCUCGCCACAGCUCGAGACGCGCUGCGGCUCCGAGGAGUAUGCGGCGCCGGAACUCAUCAUCGGCAAGCGCUACGACGGGCGCAAGACGGACGUGUGGGCUCUUGGCGUCGUGCUCUAUGCACUCCUUACUGGCGCUCUGCCCUUCCUCGACGACGCGGCUGGCGGCGGCGUCGCUGGCGUGCAGGCGCGAGAAGGCGGCGAACGUGAUGCACGCGCGAGGAAGGCGCAUCUUCUGCGCAUUGCAAAGGGCGACUUGCGCUGGCCCGUCAACGCCAACGACGCCUCUCUCGACGACUCCGAGCGUACCGGCGUGCCAGCCAGCCAGCGACUCAUCACGCCGCGCGCCCGGCAUAUCGCCGCUCGUCUGCUGCGUCGCGAUGCGGCGAAGCGCUCGGGCGCCUGGGAGGUCUGGGACGACGCCUGGCUCACGCACGGCAGCUUCGAAGCGGAAGCGUCCGCGGGAGGAGAAGCGGUGGACAUGCCGCCGGAUCCGACCAGCGAGGCGGGCAGAGAGUGGCUCAGACGCAACGCAAAGGUCAUGGGCGCCGUGGCGCAGGUGGCGCGCGAUGACUAGCCACUGCCCGGCACAAUUUCUCCCCCGCCAUCGCACGCAAGCUCUCGUGGUCCCGCCUCCGCUGCUCAAUUUGCACUCCUCAUCCCCCGGACCUCCCUCUUAUUUAUCGCAGCCCGGCGACGCACGCCUCAGGCCUAAUGCCAUGCACUUGCCCACUC
Messenger RNA from Tilletiopsis washingtonensis, 3572 nucleotides. Its product is annotated as kinase-like protein. The record is from RefSeq and is a predicted model, not a curated record. Gene Ontology annotation, molecular function: tau-protein kinase activity; ATP binding; protein serine/threonine kinase activity. NCBI's taxonomy places the organism in Eukaryota, Fungi, Basidiomycota, Exobasidiomycetes, Entylomatales. Gene Ontology annotation, biological process: intracellular signal transduction; microtubule cytoskeleton organization; protein phosphorylation. The coding region runs from base 319 to 3414 and encodes 1031 amino acids. Gene Ontology annotation, cellular component: cytoplasm. The transcript has 3 exons.